ACGGCCAUCAAGAGAAACAAUCCUCGUAAAUUCCUGCGGAGUGUUGGAGAUGGAGAAACGGUGGAGUUUGAUGUGGUGGAAGGCGAGAAGGGGGCCGAAGCAGCCAACGUCACCGGCCCCGGCGGGGUCCCCGUGAAAGGCAGCCGCUAUGCCCCCAACCGCCGUCGCUUCCGCCGGUUCAUCCCCCGUCCCCGGCAGGCCCAGCUGCCCCCAGAUGCUGCCCGGCCCGAGGGGGGCGCCGAGACGGUCAGUGAGGGGGAGAGAGCGGACGAGGCGGUACAGCAGCGCCCACGCAGGAGGCGCCCGCCACCAUUUUUCUUUCGCCGGAGAUUCGUGAGGGGACCCCGGGCUCAGGCCCAGCAGCCCCAGCAGGCCCAGACCGUGGAAGGCUCUGACAGCACAGAUCCCAAAGAUGCUACCCAGCCUGAAGGAGACCAGCCUCAGCAGAUCCAGGCGGGCGAGAGAGCCCCAGCCCCUCGAUUCCGGCCCAGAUACCGCAGACCUUUUCGUCCCCGUCCUCCGCAGCAGCCCACCACGGAGGGAGGCGAUGGCGAGACGAAAGCAGCCCAAGCGCCAGCGGAUGGGAUCCGUCCCGAGCCUCAACGGCAGCGCAACCGACCUUACUUCCAACGCCGACGCCAGCAGACGGCUUCGGCUCGCCAGACAGCGACUGAGGCGACCACCAAUACUAAGGAGCAGCCGGCCCCCAGCUCCGCAGCUGCCGGGGGGGACACCCCAGCUGCCAGCACUCCUGUGAUGACUCAAGAACCGGUGGUCGAAGCCAGCAAGCCGGCUUCCCCAGCCCAGGAAAGCCCCACCCAGCCACUGCCGGAAAUCCAGCAACAGCUUGUGGAUAUUUCAACACCUGAGCCUGGGGGAGAGCUUGCCCCUGCUUUACUGGCAUGAAGAGCCUGCCCACACCGAGGGGAUGCCAAGAGCUGUGAU
This is a messenger RNA of Thamnophis sirtalis, 945 nucleotides long. The record is from RefSeq and is a predicted model, not a curated record. NCBI's taxonomy places the organism in Eukaryota, Metazoa, Chordata, Lepidosauria, Squamata, Natricidae.